This is a messenger RNA of Penicillium samsonianum, 1770 nucleotides long. RefSeq lists its product as uncharacterized. Gene Ontology annotation, cellular component: ESCRT I complex. The transcript is spliced from 4 exons. The coding region runs from base 1 to 1770 and encodes 589 amino acids. Gene Ontology annotation, biological process: protein transport; protein modification process; endosome to lysosome transport. Gene Ontology annotation, molecular function: ubiquitin binding. The record is from RefSeq and is a predicted model, not a curated record. Lineage: Eukaryota; Fungi; Ascomycota; Eurotiomycetes; Eurotiales; Aspergillaceae.
AUGGCAGUCCCUCAGAGGACACUGAAUUGGCUGUACAGUGUCUUGUCCAAAGAUCACUAUGAUCCACAACAGACCUACCGCGACCCAAACCGGACCUACCACGAUGUUGCCAAUGCGCUCUCCCAGUACCCCUCGCUAUCCCCUCGAACAGAUGUCUAUACCUAUGAGACAGGCUUCUCGGCCCUCCUCCUUCACCUUGUGGGCACGUUGCCUGUCACCUUCCGAGGAACGACAUAUCGAUUUCCCAUUGCGCUUUGGAUUCCAAAUACAUACCCACGCGAGCCUCCAAUUGCCUACGUGACCCCGACACAGGAAAUGACUGUCCGAGUUGGGCAACAUGUGACGCUGGAGGGACAGGUGUACCAUCACUAUCUGGCACACUGGGCCGAAGCAUGGGAUAGAUCUACCAUCGCCGAUCUUCUUUCUAUUCUUCAGGAUAUAUUUGCCAAGGAGCCACCGGUCCGGUACAGACAACAAGUGCCACAUCCUCAGCCGGAAGCUGCCCAAACACCCCCACCAUUACCUCCCCUUCCACCAGGUGUCGGAUCUUCGAGACAAGCUCAACCCCUGUCUCCACCUACAAGCCAGAGCCAGAUUCCACCCCCGCCUCCGCCGAAGCCAGGCGCGGCUGGAGAGCAUCCGCAGCAACAACAACAACGGCACCCAGCUGAUCAAUAUCGAUCUCCCCCACCGCUACCUCCACUACCACCGAAAGAGCAAGACUCUCGUCAAGCAUAUUUAUCCACACAAUUGGCCAGCCCGGGAAUCCACUCAUAUCAGAAUUACGCGCCUCCAAGCCAAACUGGAGGACCGAUAAGCAGCCCUCGUCCCUUGUCACAGCCACCAACCCAUCAGCCAACGGGACAGCCAAUGCCGCCCCAGUCGGCGCAGGGUCAAGCACCGUAUUAUAGAAACAGCGGAGCGCCGGUCCAUCAUGGAACUGGGUCUACUAUACCAAGCCAUGUCCCUCCUCAAGCUAAACCCGCUUGGGCUCACCUGCCUCUGCAGCCGCAACUCCCCCAUCAGCCGCACCAGCAACCGUCCGGUCCCCCAUAUCCUCAGCAUUCUCCAUACCCAUCCAAUUAUCCCCACCCACCCCCAGCAGCUCCCACGAAGGCCGACACACCCGACCUUCUAACCUCGCCAUUUGAGGUUGAACUACCUUCAAUCGCACCCGCAGGACCAGCGCCUCCCAUCCCACCAAACCCAGAGAAAGAUGCACUCCUUCAUGCCGUGUCCCAGACACUGGCGGAAACCCUCCGUGCUAAUGCUGCACAGUCUGACACGGCAGCGCAGUCACUCGCCUCACAAUCACGGUCCCUGCAUGCCGCCAUGGCCACACUGCAGGGGGAACUUUCGGCGCUCAAUACUCUCCACGCGACCCUCCAAUCCAACACUACUGUCCUACAGCAAUCCAUCCAUCGCGCCGACGCCACCAUCUCAGAUGCGCAGGCUCGCUCUACAUCCAUUUCCACUUCCAGCGCUCCUUCGACCUCCGCUACUCCUGGAGACUCUCCGUCCGGCCUGCCCCCAAUCGAUGACGUCCUGGUUGCCCCUACCGUGGUAGGGAAGCAGCUAUAUGAUUUGGUCGCCGAGGAGCAAGGGAUACAGCAAGCUCUCUAUGCGUUGCAGGCUGCGCUGGUCCGCGGUAUUAUUGGUGUCGAUUCCUGGUCGCGGCAUACACGAAGUCUUGCACGUGAAGCUCUUCUCAAGCGGGCAUUGAUUCGUAAAAUCGGACGUGGAAUGGGGUUGGAUGAGAGUGUGGCUUGA